AUGGCUGGAAAUGAUUGGAUUAAUAGCUAUUUGGAGGCAAUUCUUGAUGUUGGACCUGGUAUUGAUGAAGCUAAAUCUGCGAAGCAAUCGUCGUCGUUGCUUCUCCGUGAGAGAGGACACUUCAGUCCUACUCGGUAUUUCGUAGAGGAGGUCAUCACCGGGUUCGAUGAGAGCGAUCUGUAUCGUUCGUGGGUUAAGGCGGCAGCCACCCGAAGUCCGCAGGAGAGGAAUACUAGAUUGGAGAAUAUGUGCUGGAGGAUUUGGAACUUAGCUCGUCAGAAGAAACAGCUUGAAGGAGAGGAAGCCCAGAGGAUGGCUAAACGUCGUCUUGAACGGGAAAAAGGUAGAAGAGAAGCAACGGCUGAUAUGUCUGAAGAUUUAUCAGAGGGAGAAAAAGGAGAUACAGUCAAUGAUAAUAUAUCAGUUCAUGGAGAUAAUGCCAAGUCGCGUUUGCCAAGAAUCAACUCCGUUGAUGCAAUGGAGGUGUGGGCAAGUCAGCAAAAGGGGAAAAAGCUAUACAUUGUUUUAGUGAGUAUUCAUGGUCUGAUAAGGGGGGAUAACAUGGAGCUUGGCCGUGAUUCUGAUACUGGCGGGCAGGUUAAAUAUGUGGUAGAACUUGCUAGGGCAUUGGGAUCAAUGCCCGGAGUGUAUCGUGUAGAUUUGCUCACAAGACAAGUAGCAUCCCCAGAGGUAGAUUGGAGCUAUGCAGAACCUACAGAAAUGCUGAGUCCAAGUAAUUCAGAAGGCUUGGUAGGUGAGAUGGGCGAGAGCAGUGGUGCCUAUAUUAUUCGUAUACCAUUUGGUCCAAGAGAUAAAUAUAUUCCUAAAGAACUUUUGUGGCCACACAUCCCUGAAUUUGUUGAUGGUGCACUUAGCCAUGUCAUCCAGAUGUCUAAAGUUCUUGGGGAGCAGAUUGGUGGGGGACAUCCUGUCUGGCCAGUUGCAAUCCACGGGCAUUAUGCUGAUGCAGGGGAUUCUGCUGCACUGCUCUCUGGUGCUUUAAAUGUCCCAAUGCUUUUUACUGGCCACUCAUUAGGUCGGGAUAAAUUGGAGCAAUUGUUAAAACAGGGUCGGUUGUCAAGGGAUGAGAUAAAUACAACAUACAAAAUAAUGCGCCGGAUAGAGGCUGAAGAAUUAGCCCUUGAUGCCUCUGAAAUAAUUAUAACGAGCACAAGACAGGAAAUUGAAGAGCAAUGGAGAUUAUAUGAUGGGUUUGAUCCUAUCCUGGAACGUAAAUUACGUGCUAGGAUAAAGCGUAAUGUGAGUUGCUAUGGCAGGUUCAUGCCCCGUAUGGCGAUAAUCCCCCCUGGAAUGGAGUUCCAUCAUAUUAUUCCUCAUGAAGGUGAUAUGGACGUCGAGACAGAAGGAAACGAGGAUCACCCUGCUCAGCCAGAUCCACCUAUCUGGUUUGAGAUAAUGCGUUUCUUCACUAAUCCUCGUAAACCUAUGAUACUUGCCCUUGCUAGACCAGAUCCAAAGAAGAAUAUCACAACUUUGGUCAAAGCAUUUGGAGAAUGUCGGCCACUUAGGGAGCUUGCAAACCUUACGCUAAUUAUGGGUAAUAGAGAAGGAAUUGAUGAAAUGUCAAGUACAAACUCAUCUGUCCUUCUCGCAGUGCUUAAGCUUAUUGACAAAUAUGAUUUGUAUGGACAAGUGGCAUAUCCUAAACACCACAAACAAGCUGACGUUCCUGACAUCUAUCGUCUGGCAGCAAAAACCAAGGGUGUUUUUAUAAAUCCAGCAUUCAUUGAGCCAUUCGGACUUACUCUAAUCGAGGCAGCAGCUCAUGGUUUACCUAUCGUUGCUACAAAAAAUGGAGGUCCUGUGGAUAUACAUCGGGUGCUUGACAACGGUCUUCUUGUUGAUCCACAUGAUCAACAGUCUAUUGCCGAUGCUCUUCUGAAGCUUGUUGCAGACAAACACCUUUGGGCUAAAUGUCGGCAGAAUGGUUUGAAGAAUAUUCACCUAUUUUCAUGGCCAGAGCAUUGUAAGACGUAUUUAUCAAAAAUUGCUAGUUGCAAACCGAGGUAUCCACAUUGGCAAAGAAAUGAAGAUGAAGAUGAUAACUCAGAAUCGGGCUCACCAGGUGAUUCAUGGAGAGAUAUACAAGACAUUUCUCUAAACCUAAAGUUUUCAUUAGACGGAGAGAAGAGUGGUGGAACUGAUAAAUCUCUUGAGUCUGAAGGAAACGCUGCUGAUAGAACAAGUAAAUUAGAGAAUGCUGUAUUGAGUUGGUCAAAGGGUGUUUCAAGGGAUACACGAAAAUCAGUUGCCGAAAAAGCUGAUCAAAAUGCAAAUGUUGGCAAGUUUCCAGCAUUGAGGAGGAGGAAGCAUCUCUUUGUAAUUUCUGUGGAUAGUGAUAGUAUUACAGGUCUCGUUGAUACCACAAGAAAGUUGUUUGGGGCAGUGGAGAAGGAAAGGAGUGAAGGCACCAUAGGGUUUAUUCUCUCUACAUCGUUGACCAUAUCUGAAGUAAAUUCAUUUCUGGUCUCAGGCGGCUACCGUGCUAAUGAUUUUGAUGCAUUCAUUUGCAAUAGUGGCAGUGAUCUUUACUAUUCAUCCACAAAUUUAGAAGAUGAUCCCUUUGUGGUUGACUUCUAUUACCAUUCGCACAUUGAAUAUCGAUGGGGUGGGGAAGGGUUAAGGAAAACUCUAGUUAAAUGGGCUGCUUCAGUUUCUGAUAAGUACGGUAAUACUGAGGAAAAAAUUGUAUCUGCAGCUGAACAGCUUUCAACAAAUUAUUGUUACACUUUUAAUGUUCGGAAGCCUGAAGUGAUUCCAGCAGUUAAGGAACUCAGAAAAUCGCUAAGAAUUCAAGCUCUGCGUUGUCAUGUUGUUUAUUGUCAGAAUGGAACCAGACUAAAUGUAAUUCCAGUGCUGGCAUCUCGUUCCCAGGCCCUCAGGUAUCUUUAUGUUCGAUGGGGCACUGAGCUUUCAAAAAUGGUUGUGUUUGUCGGAGAAAGUGGGGACACAGAUUAUGAAGGAUUACUUGGUGGAUUACACAAAAGUGUUAUUUUGAAGGGUGUUUGUAACGGCGCUGUCAACCAGCUCCAUGCUAACAGAAACUACCCCCUUUCAGACGUCGUUCCGGUCGAUUCUGCAAAUAUUGCACAAGCUUCUGAAGAGGCUACCAGUGCUGAUAUUCGAGCUUCCUUAGAAACCAUUGGACUUCUCAAGGGGUAGAAAAUUUUCUAAUGCUUGCAUUGCAACUCAGCUCUUCCUGGUACCUUUUUUUUUUUUUCUAAUUGUCUUUGUGGCAUUUUGGCCAAUGGUCAUUAUAAAAGUGGAAAGAGGAAAAAAGAAAAAAGAAAAAUGGUGAAAUAACACUUGGCCACCUUUUGUUGGGGAUAAAAAAGGAAGCUGAAUCUCAGUUGUGUGCAGUUUUUUGGUGUAUUUUUGUCAUUUCAGUAUCUUCUUAGCUUUGCUGCUUUCAUGGUAGCUGGCCAAGACCUCAGAAUAUUCUCGACUUGAUACUGUAAAAAUGAAUGAAAUUCUCUUUCUUGGGGUAAGUUUAUGGUACGUACAUCAGAUUAUGUA
Messenger RNA from Benincasa hispida (wax gourd), 3537 nucleotides. It is a transcript of the gene SPS1F, whose product is annotated as sucrose phosphate synthase 1F. Gene Ontology annotation, biological process: sucrose metabolic process. Gene Ontology annotation, molecular function: sucrose-phosphate synthase activity; sucrose synthase activity. The record is from RefSeq and is a predicted model, not a curated record. NCBI's taxonomy places the organism in Eukaryota, Viridiplantae, Streptophyta, Magnoliopsida, Cucurbitales, Cucurbitaceae.